GCGCUGUAAGUUAGGUACCUUAGCUGUAUCCAUGUCCCACGCUCCAGCUCCACACUCUUGCUGGCAACAAUAAGUAUCAACAACCUUCCUCCUCAUCUUUUCCAGCUUCUUUCUUGCCCAUGACGCUUUUAAUGCCCUUUGCAUUUGUUUACCUCCAACUACGAGUCUCUAUUAUCUCAAUUAACUACUCGGUGAUCAUCUGGGCUCAAGCUUUUCGGUCCACAAGUCUCAAAAAGAGGAUCACGAGAGAACAAAAACCCCUCCUACAAUCUUCAAACUCAACUCAUUUGAACCCUUCAUCCUCCAACUGCCUCCCAUCUCCUUCUUUCGUGAGCCAACUUGGCCGUAUUCUCGAGACAGAAACUGAAAUUGGAAUGCAUCCAGGAGGUCUUCUAUCCAGUUGCAUAUAUAUAUACACAACCAACGCCCAGCUCAACAUCUUCAAGCCCUGACACCGACGUUUCACCUCGGGUCAAUUUGCGAUUCGCGUAAAUUUAUCUUCUCAACGUCUUAUUCGACACUCCAUAACGUUCUUGGCGUUUUCUUGGACGGCUUCUGGUCUCUCUAAUACACGUGCUUCGGCCUCUGGACUCGCUCAUAUUCGACAUCCUACCCUCUCUUCUCUUUUCAAGCCUUCUGCUCCCCCAGGACUCUCAGUCAACUCGAAUCUGGCCAUAAACACCAUUGGGUGGGGUUUUCUCUGCUUUGAUCCACGGGAGCUGCUAUAAACACAACUGUAAUGUUGCGUCCUCCCAGACUUAUCGCCGUUAGAGGUUCUUUGGGUUGUGCUAGUGUGUAUGCCUGGGCGAUCCUCAAGUUUGGUUGAAACAACCCAUCGAGAGCCAAGGUGCCCGAAGCAUGUUGCGCUUCUCCUGACAACUCAAAUAUCGCAUUCCCUUGAAAAUGUUAGGCUCUCAUGAUGUCGGACCCGCAUUGCUUCUCACGUUCAUUCCUCCGCGAAUAUUCGCUUUAUUUUUCCUUUAUACUUCACUUGGUGGAUCUUGUCUUCUUCACUUUCGUGCGUCUGCUAACUCUCGCAGCGAUAUUCUCCACCAGAACUGGAAACUUCGCUCAUUCUGGAUUCAAAAACGCAGUCCGGAUUAUCUGUGUCAUCUCCCACCGGCAAAUCACGUCUUGCUGCAGCCUUGCCUCGUGGCCCUCGUGUAAGGCCCUGCGCUUCAUUGGGACAUUGCAGCUUCGACGGUUUUUAUCGAUGGUUGUGAUGCCUCCUCAAAACAGCGUGAACGAGUCGGAAGGGCGAUACCUUCAAGAUGGAUUCUGGCAACAUGGCCGUUUUUAUGGCUCUUGGAAACCUGGCAAAUACUUAUUUCCAAUUGAUUCAGAAGAAUUGAAUCGUUUGGAUAUAUUUCAUAAAGUUUUCCUUCUGGCACGAGACAAUAAGCCAUUUCUAGCUCCCAUCAAACGCCCCUCGCCCAGAAUCAUGGAUAUUGGUACGGGCACGGGUAUUUGGGCAAUCAACGUGGCCGAAGAAUGUCUCUCAGAUGCCCAGAUCAUGGCCGUAGACCUGAAUCAGAUCCAACCAGCAUUGAUUCCUCCUGGCUUUAUGCCAAAGCAGUAUGACAUUGAAGAACCGUCUUGGGGGCCCCUACUGGCGGACUGCGAUUUGAUUCAUAUGCGAAUGUUACUUGGCAGUAUUCAAACGGAUUUGUGGCCUCAAGUCUACCACAAUGUCUUUGAGCACUUGACCCCAGGCAUCGGCUUCUUCGAGCACAUCGAGGUUGACUGGAUACCCCGAUGUGACGAUGAUGAACGCCCAGCAAAUUCCGCAUUCGUGAAGUGGGCAGAGCUUUUUCUCGAUGGCAUGGAUCGAUUCAACCGCAGUGUCAGAGUCACACCGCAAGAACAUCGGCAAAUGCUCGAAGCUGCAGGUUUCACAGAUAUCAGGCAGGAGGUGAUCAAGGCUUAUGUUUGCCCCUGGUCUGCUGAUCGAAAUGAACGUGAAAUCGCCCGAUGGUUCAAUAUCGGACUGUCUCAUAGUCUGGAGGCCAUGAGUUUAAAACCCCUAAUCGAGAAACUCGGAUUCGAGGCCGAGGAAGUUCGUGAGCUAUGUGAGAGAGCGAAGCGCGAAACGUGUGUUUUGCGCUAUCACACUUAUUGUAAUAUUCAUGUCUGGACGGCUAGGAAGCCCGGACCUCAACAGUAAUGCCAAAUUCUCAUUCAAGCGGGGGGGUAUUCACCGCACAACGCAAGGAAUACGAACAGUCUUGGCAAUACUGAUACGCAUUGUUCGAAGCACAGUACGCUGAAGAGCGUGGUGAAGCCCUCGGUCCGUCGGUUUCGGGAAUGACAUGGUUUCAAAUCCAAAUCGGCCUGGUGAACUGGCAGGGUUUCAAGCGCCGGCGCCAGCGCUUUCGCGCGCAACUGCAUCGUGACGAUCCAUAAAUGGUAACACGAUUUCCCAAUGCUGCAGUACUUCUCACUUCUCAUACUCCGGGGUCCCUUGAAUCUGAAGAGACGCCUUACCUCAAUGGCAGCGUGGUACCGACGGUCACCAACAGGCAAGGAUUCUCAAUUGGUAUCACCAACAGCGGGGUCUUGAUCACAUCAACCAGUCCACCAUCCUGAACAAGGCUGUCGAUCUUCUCAAAUUAUCUGACCGCUAGAUAAUGGUCACCUGGCCACAAUCAUCUGCCAAGGGUGACAUUAUCUGCUCGCUUCGCUGGUAAGGGCUCUGCUACCUGUUGUGGCAGAAGCGCUGGUAAGAACAACACCGUUUUUGCCAAGGGCCAAUGUCGGACUCCAUUAUAUCUAGGUCCGCGCGCCUCGGGACGGGCCUUCAACACCGGCCAGGGUCCAGACCAUACGGAUAACUCAACCGCAUCGCCCUGCGUUCCGUGUAGUCCAUAUCUGAUUUUCGCGCGCGGCUGUGCUCCCACGUCUGUUCCUGUGGUCCGUCAUUCUGUCGUCUAUUAGACGCCUGAUUGACUUCUUCUGUGUGGAGGAGGUAACAUCGAAAGAAAGGGCUUAUACACCCCAAAUCUGUCCUUAUUUCCAGAAGCAGAAGGUGGUGGACAAGUCCGAGGUUCAUCAAGCUAUGACAAAGCAGUUGAUAUGGCAGAUGCGGAUUGAGCACGUCCUUCGCAAGACUUGCCCCAGUGAGCUAGUUUGCUCGGUUUAGGUAUCAUGGGAUAUCAGUUCGCUCCAGAGGUUGAGGAAAUUUACAUUUGCAGGUAUCAUCUGGCAAAUCGAUCAGGGAGCUUUGCAGAGCUCACUCAUCAGAACCCCCGGAUCUCAUACAGAAAUGUGAAUACGUUCAAAAUGUAUCGUGCUACAUAUUGCCAUUCCAUGGAUGUUUACCCUACAUACAUUCAUAUAUAAAGUACGUUUAAUGGACUUGAAAGUUCUGAGC
This is a messenger RNA of Fusarium odoratissimum NRRL 54006, 3370 nucleotides long. RefSeq lists its product as uncharacterized. The coding region runs from base 917 to 2164 and encodes 415 amino acids. The transcript is spliced from 8 exons. Lineage: Eukaryota; Fungi; Ascomycota; Sordariomycetes; Hypocreales; Nectriaceae. The record is from RefSeq and is a predicted model, not a curated record.